Molecule: messenger RNA, 855 nt
Organism: Lasiodiplodia theobromae
Lineage: Eukaryota; Fungi; Ascomycota; Dothideomycetes; Botryosphaeriales; Botryosphaeriaceae
Product: Transcription factor jumonji/aspartyl beta-hydroxylase
Exons: 1
Coding region: 1-855 (284 amino acids)
Molecular function (GO): 2-oxoglutarate-dependent dioxygenase activity
Source: RefSeq, a predicted model, not a curated record
AUGAGCUUGAAAUGGAAGUUGGUCAGGCCCAUAGAGGGCGUCAGGUACAACAACCGGGUGACAGCCGAGCUUGCCAACCAGCCCCGCCUCCUCCCGCACUCGCAAUUCAGCAACAUCGAUGCCAUAUACCGCUGGUUCCGCCCCGUCGGCCGCAAGGCGGACAGGCACGUCCUGAACACUGCAAGCCUCCGUCCCUUCGCCAACACGGCCGUGCCGCUCGAGUACACCGGGCCCGAUCCGACCGGAGCCUCGGCCAAGCUCUUCAAACGCUUCGACGCCCCGCUCGGCGUCUUCCUCGACUACAUCGAGAACCCGCCAGAACACGUGCGCAUGUACCUCGCUCAAUGUAGCCUCAAGAGCCUGCCGCCGCCAAUGCGAAAGAGCCUGCCGCUUCCGGACUUCCUACGGACCCAUGGGGCACGCAAAAAAGGGUCCGCUCUUGACAUUUACGACACCUCCCUCUGGAUCGGCCUGCCGCCGACGUACACGCCUUUACACCGCGACCCCAACCCCAAUUGCUUUUUCCAGAUGGCGGGCCGCAAGACUGUUCGCCUCCUCCCGCCCGACAAGGGCCUUGAGUUGUUUCAGAGGGUGAAGAGACGGAUCGGAGAAGAUGGUGGCGAUUUGAGCGGAAGAAUGAGGGGCGAGGAGAUGAUGAUGGGAAGAGAGAGAGACGAGUUGGAGAGGGAGGUGUGGGACACGGUCUACGACCCAGAAUCAGGCGGACUGGAGGCUCGUCUGGAAAGAGGCUACGGCUUGUUCAUCCCAGAAGGCUGGUGGCACAGUGUCAAGGGGCAUGGAACUACCAUCACGGCAUCGGUAAGCGCCUUGGGUACAUCGUCGACUUGGUACUAA